UGAAUUCAGAGCUUCUUUAUCAGCCUUUCCUGAGAAUCAAAUUGAUGCAUUGGUAGACUCUGAUUUUGUAAAUUGGUACAAGUAUCAGAUCAAUAGUCGUGGGAUUGUCGACCCUUUGUUAGUAUCAUUAGCGUGGGGCCCUAGUGCCAGUGCCAUAGUGUGGCGGCAAUAUGUGAUAAACGGUUACACAUAUCACACAGCCGAUUACGGAGAGGGCCGACCAACAACGAACAGCGGGUUAUGUGUCCCGACCAUCGGUUAUGAUAACUCGGAAACCAAUUUUUUUGGUGUCCUGCAGGAGAUUCUGGAACUUGAGAUGCCUUCUGGUGCGAAAAAAUUGACAUGCGUUCUGUUCCGUUGCACAUGGGUCGACCCCACACGUGGCGUACGC
Cuscuta epithymum is the source of this 391-nucleotide messenger RNA. The record is from the annotation of a GenBank genome assembly. Lineage: Eukaryota; Viridiplantae; Streptophyta; Magnoliopsida; Solanales; Convolvulaceae.